AUGGACAAGCAUGAAGUUUUGAGGGAGACUCAGCGCCGCGUAUUAGAUGAUGACGCUAGACAACGCCGGUUACGCAAAGCGUUGGAAAUUUUGGAGCAAGACAACCACGUCGAAGAACCGGCGUCGGAGUCUCGUUCCACCAAAAAGCCAAAGUUUGGCGAGGUAAUUGUUGUACUUGCCAUUCAACCCCCUCCACCUAGGAUGACGGUCCUUUCAAAUCCGGAAAGUCUAAGAAAAAACGACGCUCGGUAGUUGGGAAGUCCAAGUCGAAGAAGACUUUCGAAAUCCUACUGGAAGAAGAGUUCCAGGCCACUAAGGGUGGCCAGAUCGGUCCUUCAUACUUUACGGUCGCGGUACCGCCAAGCCGACUCCCUCCCAGGAAAUUUUGCAGUGUAUGCGGUUUUGUGGGUGACUAUGUCUGUGUAACAUGUGGAGUGCGCUUUUGUAGCAUUCGAUGCCGCGAAAUCCACAAUGACACUAGGUGUUUAAAAUGGGUCGCCUAG
Molecule: messenger RNA, 503 nt
Organism: Spirometra erinaceieuropaei
Lineage: Eukaryota; Metazoa; Platyhelminthes; Cestoda; Diphyllobothriidea; Diphyllobothriidae
Source: the annotation of a GenBank genome assembly